CAUCAUCAUCAUCAUCAUCAUCAUCAUCAUCAUCAUCAUCAUCAUCAUCAUCAUCAUCAUCAUCAUCAUCCGAAGCAUCAUCAUCAUCAUCAUCAUCAUCAUCAUCAUCAUCAUCAUCAUCAUCAUCAUCAUCAUCAUCAUCAUCAUCAUCAUCAUCAUCAUCCGAAGCAUCAUCAUCAUCAUCAUCCGAAGCAUCAUCAUCAUCAUCAUCAUCAUCAUCAUCGUCAUCAUCCGAAGCAUCAUCAUCAUCAUCAUCAUCAUCAUCAUCCGAAGCAUCAUCAUCAUCAUCAUCAUCAUCAUCAUCAUCAUCAUCCAAAGCAUCAUCAUCAUCAUCAUCAUCAUCAUGAUCAUCAUCAUCAUCCGAAGCAUCAUCAUCAUCAUCAUCAUCAUCAUCAUCAUCAUCAUCAUCAUCCAAAGCAUCAUCAUCAUCAUCAUCAUCAUCAUCAUCAUCAUCCGAAGCAUCAUCAUCAUCCGAAGCAUCAUCAUCAUCAUCAUCAUCAUCACCAUUGUCAUCGCCGUCUCCCUC
Molecule: messenger RNA, 526 nt
Organism: Schistosoma curassoni
Lineage: Eukaryota; Metazoa; Platyhelminthes; Trematoda; Strigeidida; Schistosomatidae
Source: the annotation of a GenBank genome assembly